GGUUCAGCUUCAAGCUAAGAUGUCGGCCGUGAGCAGGGUCUUGACUCCGCCCAGUCUCUCUCGUUUCUGUGGGGCUAUGGCUGGGGCGCUGCUGGGGGAUUGUAUCGGUGGGGAGUUCGAGGGGAAGGAGCUGGUCAGGAUGCAGGAUGUGAUUGAAGCCGUCCAAGCCUUGGAGGAGGAGAGGCAGGAGGAAGGUUCAUUAGUAUAUUCGGAUGAUACAGCAAUGACCAGGUGUGUGGCACAGUCACUGAUAAGUAAACAAGAUUUUGACGAAGUGGAUAUGGCUAAGAGGUUUGCUGAGGAAUAUAAAGAACAGCCGAACCGUGGCUAUGGAAGUGGUGUCAUUCGUGUAUUUAAGAAACUUCUUAGCCCAAACUGUAAUGAUGUUUUUAAACCGGCAAGGGAACAGUUUAAGGGAAAGGGUUCCUAUGGAAAUGGAGGUGCCAUGAGGAUCGCUCCUAUUGCACUGGCAUAUCCGGAUAUUCGGGAUGUUAUAAAGUUUGCAAAGAAAAAUGCAGAAGUGACGCAUGCAUCCUCACUGGGCUACAAUGGAGCUAUCCUGCAGGCCCUCGCUGUUCAUCAUGCCUUGCAGGGGGAGUUGAAGGAGGACAAGUACUUGGAUCAUCUCAUUGGGGAAAUGCAGUUGAUCGAGAAUGAUGAGAAAUCUCUUUCAGAUGCAAAAGACUUUCAUGAGUUUCCAUAUUGCAAUAGACUGAAGAAAAUGAAAAUAUUUUUAUCACGAACAGAUGUUUCAAAGGAAGAGGUCAUUAAUGAAUUGGGAAAUGGGAUUGCAGCUUUUGAAUCAGUGCCAACUGCAAUUUAUUCCUUCCUGAGGUGCAUCAAUCCUGAUCCAGAAAUUCCAGAAAAGUACAAUGGGCUUGAAAGGACAAUAAUCUACAGCAUUUCACUGGGCGGUGACACUGAUACAAUUGCCACAAUGGCAGGAGCAAUCGCUGGGGCUUAUUAUGGAAAAGAUCACAUUCCACAGUCUUGGCAGAGGAGUUGUGAAGCAUAUAAAGAUGCAGAUUAUUUUGGGGAAAAACUGUGUGAGAUUUAUUGCAGUCGUCUAGCCUCCUUGCUAAAGACAAAAGCAUAGAAUUAAUUUUAAGAUGUGUUGUCAAUAAAAACAUCAAUUCAAAAUCUCAAAUGAAAAAUGUGGGCCUGAAUAAACAGGUCAUUUCUGAACCCAGUUGGUUAUUUUCUUUUCCUGGUUCUAUUUCAGUUGAGCAAUCAAAAUUGUUUGGGUAACAUUUCAAAGUGGUUAAUUUUGCUUGACUUUAACAAAAAAAAAUGUGAACCUUUCAAAGAAGCCUCAAUUGUAAUUAUUAUUAUUCCUUUCUACACAACCACAAACUUUAGAGUAGGAGUUAUGAGUAGCAGGUUUUUUCCCCCCUUAUUUAAUUGGAGUUAGCUACAUUGCCUAAACAAAUUAAGGAUGUGCUGCAGUAUUGGUAGUUUGACUUUUAGUGCCUCAGCCACAGAGAUGUUGCUACUUUUGCCAGGACAGUAGGUUUGCAAAUCCUUCAUUGCUCAAGUGUUCUGUUUUUUUUUUGUCAUGAGUUUGUUACCUAAACGUGACACAAAGGCCCCAGUGUUAAUUCAAAGCACCAUGUUACCAAACCUAAAUAUUGGAUUUUGUUUUCUGAUUUUUUUUGCUAAUCUUGGAUUAGGGAUUGCCUAUACGUCCCAUGGUGGGGGGUACAAGGCUGCAUUUACUCAGUUAGUAGCUAAGACCAGCAUUGUUUUGCAUUAUCUAAGCCACAUAAAUGACAAAUGGACAUGGACUGCUUUUCUUUUCAGCCAUCUUAGUCUUUGGACAAUGCAUCCGCUAUUGUUUUCUGGUAGGGCAUCCCAUGUCCUAAACCAUCUACAUCAUAAAUUAGUUUUCCUUUUGUUCUAGUGUAAUUUUAGUAACUUAUAAACUAGUAGAAGUAUUUUUAUCCUGAUUUUUCAGGAAAUUAACUCACUGUUUGGAACAGUUGUUGUAUGUAUUCCCGUACAUUUUGAUGGAAAAUCAGUUUCUUUACCUUUUGUGUCUAAAGCUCCUCCUCCCAUCUACCAUCAUUGAUCUUGAUGCCCAAAACUGAACACUGUAUUUAACUGCAGCCUAAACGAGAUGUGCUUAAAUUUGAUAAAUGUUUUGGUUUUAUUUGUAAGGCUUUUUAUAAAUUUUAGGAUCUUGUAUGAUUUAUUAAUUUUAUUGACUUUGACUCUGCAUUGUAUGUUAUAAAAUUUCAGCUGUUUAUAAGUUUGGGUGAAUAAAUGUAUGGAACUUAGUUCAUCAAUUGUUUUUGCCAGUAUAUAAAGAGUAUUACAGUAAAAUUCCAAUAAUCCACUAUCUGACUAUUAGGAAAUCCUGAUGGUUCAGGAUUUGCACUUGGGUAACAUUUGCACUUUCUGCUCGAUGGAGACCCAGUUCCCCUGCCCCCAAUACUUGCUAGGUUUACUGACCUGUUACUAUGUAAUAGCUUUUUUUGUUCAAAAAGAAAAGUGAAUUGGAAAUAAUUGAAGGAUUAAUAAAAAUAACAUCUGAGGGUCCAGAAAAUCUGCUGGUCCCACACCACAAAUUCCAAAUGUACCAGAUUUGAGGUUUCACUGUAUCAAAGUGAAAUUAUUCACACUAGUAAAAAAAUAGUUUAUUGAAAGAAUGGAAGCAUUGUGCUUGCCCAAUAUUCACUAUCCAGAAAGGUGUGUUGGACUAUUUAGCUCAUGAUAAGGAUUUACUUUUACCUACUAAAAAAUCGAGGCUGGCACUCCAGAGAAGUGUGAAUUAUUCCAUUAAUUUUAAUCGAGGUAAACACAACCAUGGUUUUUUUUUUAGCAAGUGUACUAUGCAAACAGUGGGGAAGAAUCGCUCCUUUAAGAUGCUAUUGAGUAUUCUUUCCCUGAAGAUUUAGGAAUGGAAUUUCCACGUCAUAACUUGGAAAAGAGAGAAUAAACUGUUUGUUGGUAGCUUCAAGGGAUCCAUAUUGCUGUCUGUAUUAGCCACAUUAAUUGAGGUGUCAAAAAGUGGACAGGAAGGAUCACAUGAUCCCAUCAAAAGGUGAAAAAGCUCUCAAUGCCCUGACCAAUUAUUUAUCCCUGGUCAGCACCACUAAAACAGAUUUAUCUGGACAUUACCUUGUAGCAGUUUCUGGGACCUUGCUCUGUACAAAUUGGUUGCCAUGUUUCCUGCAUUAUGAUAGUAAAUAUGCUUCAAAAGUACUCCACUGACUGUAAGCACUUUGGAAUGUCCUGAGAUCAAGAGAUGUAAUUACAAAUGUGCAAGUUUUUCUUGAUUUGUAAAUACUUCAAAAGUUUAAUGCUUUCCCAAAGCAUGCUUGAUGGAAUAAAAUUGUUUAUGUAAAAAUUUAAAGGUAGUAGAGAGAAGGGAAUGGGUUGUCAUUCAUGCUUUGUUUUUUUUUGUUAAAUUCUAGAUAGGAAUAGAAAUGUAUGUGAUUACAUUUGCAGUCAACAACUAAAUAACCGGGGAUUUUUUGUUAAGAAUGCAUAAAUGUAGAUAUUAAGAAAUACACUGUAAAUAUAUAUAUUCUAUAUAUAUAUAUAUAUUAGCCUCCCAUUCUAUGACAAAACUGGUUUAACUUUGAAGUACUUCAUGAUAAUAAAGAUGUUUUGUUUUUAAAUGUUUUAUCUCAAGUUAAGUGUUGAUGAGCUUUACUGUAUCCAUGUCAGUUAGCUGUGUGCUACGUAACAUUGUUUGCCCAUUGAGCUAUUGUGUUUCAUAAUACAAGAGAUUUCUUGUGGGAUUUGGGGAUUUGGUUAACAUGCUGUUGAAGAAAGUGUCCUUCAGUACAAGUCUUGUUGUUUGCUGAUGGGGUAACACAAUGUAAUUGUGAUGUAUCUGAACCAGUGAUUCUCAAUCUGUUGGCCAUGGGCCAGGCUGGCUGUAGUUACCGAUAUUUUGGUUUGACUUGUGUAAAACAACUUCCUGUAUAUCAUUUUAAAAACAAAAUGUUUUUACCAGGACGUCAGAUGAGCUGCACAGUGUGCUGAGUUGACUAUAGGUUGAGAAUCAGAUUUUUAAAUUAACUUUACAUUCAUUAGAUAAAUAUGAAACAUGUAUAAUGGGGAAUCUUUAAAGUGAAGUUGGAUACUGGCCUGCCCCAUUCUGGCAUUAGUCAACCACUGUCCCUAAG
This is a messenger RNA of Pristis pectinata (smalltooth sawfish), 4136 nucleotides long. It is a transcript of the gene adprs, whose product is annotated as ADP-ribosylserine hydrolase. The record is from RefSeq and is a predicted model, not a curated record. Bases 20 to 1096 code for a protein of 358 amino acids. Lineage: Eukaryota; Metazoa; Chordata; Chondrichthyes; Rhinopristiformes; Pristidae. Gene Ontology annotation, cellular component: nucleus; mitochondrion. The transcript is spliced from 6 exons.